CGGGUCUCCGGGAAGAUGGUCACAGCCCAUCCCUGCUGUCUGCAGAAGCGCUUUUCCUUUUGGUGUUGCUUUAAGAUCUCUUUGAUGGCCGCAGUGCUCCUGAUACCCAAGCCCUAUGAUGCCUGUGAUCCUCCUCCAAGAUUCGAGUUUAUGAAGCCAAAUGCUACUAAAUCCAGUUAUAAUCCUGGGGACGUAGUAUACUUUGUUUGUCGACCAGGAUACAAGCCUGUUUUACCUCCUCUUCCCAUGUCUUCCGUUUGUCAGGCUAAUAACAUGUGGACACCUCUUCAGGAGGCUUGUACAGCAAAACAAUGUCAGCAUCCAAGAGAACCCGUAAAUGGCCAGUUAGCCGCUGUGAAUGGAUCUUUUUCCUUUGGUUCGCAGAUUCACUAUUCUUGUAAUGAAGGUUAUCGGCUAGUUGGAGAAAGAAUUCUAUACUGUGAAAUUUCUACUGCUGAUGAAAGAAAAGUGACUUGGAGUGAUGAUCUCCCACUAUGUAUAAGGAUAAUGUGUCCACCACCUGGAAAAAUACCAAAUGGAAAAUAUACCGGUAGUGAGAAGGAUGAAUUUGAAUAUAAUGAAGUGGUAAUUUACAGGUGUAAUCCUUCAAAUGGACCAGAUGAAUAUUCACUUGUUGGAGAGAGUAAUCUUAUUUGUACUGGCAAUGGUGUAAGGAGUAGUCACCCUCCUGAGUGUAAAGUCGUCAAAUGUCCAUUUCCAAACCCUAAAAAUGGAAGACUGUUAUCAGGAUUCAGAAAAAAAUACUACUACAGCACAGUCACAUUUGAAUGCGACCCGGGUUAUUACCAUGAGGGUGAGAACACAGCAGUCUGUGGUAGUAACAGUAUUUGGGAGCCUGCGAAGCCAACGUGUCUUAAAGGACCUCGCCCAAACCCUGGUGAUGACCCAAACGUUGAUGGCCCUAAGACUUUAGGUGGAGGCAUCAUUGCGGUGAUCGUUGUUUCUGUUCUUGCUGUUGUUGUGGUACUUGGCGGUUUCCUGUGUUGGAAGACACAAGAAGACACAAGAAGAAAGGGUUGAAGUAAAACGGUUGGGGUUGCUGACAGGGGGAAAGAGAACCUGGGGCCGAAUACCAUGCUUAUCAGGUUAAAUCAACUAUGCCAGCCGAUCACUAAAAGGUUUCUACACACUGGUAAAUCCUUUGAGAUCUACAGUAAAUUCACACAGCUUUAUGGAAAACAGUACAAAUGUUCCUCAAAAGAUUAAGAACAGAGAAUCAUUGGAUGAUCCAACAGUUCCACUCAUGGGUAUAUAUCCAAAGGAAACAAAAUAACUGUACAGCACUCUUUUCACUGCAGCAUUAUUUAUAAGAGCCCCAACGCAGAAACAACCAUGGAGGGAGGCAUUCUAACAGAAAACAUGCUACUCAAAUAUGGCGGCAUACUAUUCAGCCAUAGAAAAGAAGGAAAUCUUGAUGUUGAGGGCAGAAUAUAUGGACCCUCCAGGCAUUUUGCUAAGUGAAAUAAAAGUGAAACAGAAGGACACAUACUGUAGGAUUUUACUUGUUGUAGAAUCUAAAAACAACAACAACAAAAAAAAAAAAAAGGGAAAAACUCCUAGAAACCCGAUUGGUGGUUGCUCUGCGAGGGGUGUGAGCAGAAUUGGGUGAAGAACGUCAAAGGGGACAAACAUCCAGUUUUAACAUUAGCAAAUACCGGGAUAGAAUUAACGUGUGGCCUGGUGGUGUGGUGCUGCUAUAUUGUAUAUUAGCAAGCUGUUAAGAGUAGAUCUUAAAAGUCCUGAUCAGGAAGACAAAAAUUUUUGUAAUUGUGGUGCUAUCAGCUAAAUUCUGUGGUGAGCAUUUCACAACAUAUCUUAUCAGUUCAGGCUGUACACACCUUAAAUGUAUACCAUGUUACAUGUCAGUUACGUCAGUAAAACCAGGAGGGGAAAAAAAGGGUUCUAUAAAAAUCAUUGUCUAGGUUUUUUUUUUUUUUUUUUUUCACUCAGAUAAGUGCAGCCGUUAAGCCAUAAUGCUAGCAUUUUAAUGUGGUUUGAAUGCUUUGAUGCUGCUUUGAACAGUGUAUGAAUAUGGGAAUGAACUUCUGGCCUGUUUUCCCUUAAAUAACAUCUGCAUUUAUAGGACAACUCAACACAGUAUCCCUGGUAGUAUUUAGGUGGGAAGAUAAGUUUUUUAAAUGAAAUACCCAAAUUUAGAGAAUUGUGCAAGAUAAAUUAUAUUUUAUUUGUAAAGAAAGUGAUUUUGAAAUCCUUUUUGUUCAAAGAUUGAGAAGUCUUUAUUCACUCUUUCAACAACUCUUAAGAUGUGUUUUAUGUAUUGUUCUGUGUAAACAGCCUUACAAAUAUGUGUAUUCUACUUCGACCCUUAACAUUAAAAAUGGGAACACUGAAAAUUGGGAAAAAAAA
Messenger RNA from Mustela lutreola (European mink), 2388 nucleotides. RefSeq names its product membrane cofactor protein-like. NCBI's taxonomy places the organism in Eukaryota, Metazoa, Chordata, Mammalia, Carnivora, Mustelidae. Gene Ontology annotation, cellular component: cell surface. Gene Ontology annotation, biological process: negative regulation of complement activation, classical pathway. The record is from RefSeq and is a predicted model, not a curated record.